This is a messenger RNA of Colletotrichum karsti, 759 nucleotides long. RefSeq lists its product as uncharacterized. The coding region runs from base 1 to 759 and encodes 252 amino acids. Gene Ontology annotation, molecular function: ubiquitin protein ligase binding. The record is from RefSeq and is a predicted model, not a curated record. Gene Ontology annotation, biological process: regulation of proteolysis; proteasome-mediated ubiquitin-dependent protein catabolic process. Lineage: Eukaryota; Fungi; Ascomycota; Sordariomycetes; Glomerellales; Glomerellaceae. Gene Ontology annotation, cellular component: cytoplasm. The transcript is spliced from 2 exons.
AUGGCCAACUUGCCUUCCAUAGACUACCGCGAACUGCUACAGACUGGAGAAUUCAGCGACUUCACCAUCAAGUGCCAUGCCGAAUCGUUUCCCGUUCACAAGGCCAUUCUCUGCCAGAACUCUGCUUACUUCGCGACCCUCCUGCGAAGCUCUUUCAAGGCACGUUACCAUUUACCUGUGAUGUUCACUGAUAUCGACUGCGACGUCCUGAAGCAUCUUCUCGACUACUUCUACCGCGGCACCACCGACUGGAAAUACCCGCGGGAGGACAUCAUGAUGAAUGUACGCCUCUGGAUUCUCGCCGACAGGUUUCAGGCCUACCCCGCCAUGGUUGCCGUGGAGAGGAACCUCGUGAGAUACAUCGACUGCCAGAGGAAGAUGGCUGCCGCCGCCAAACCUGACGUCCUAAAUCUCGUGUUCUCCCAUGCGGGCGACGGAAAGAAGAUCUCGGCCAUGACGACUCUCUUCGGCUUCUCCGCAUGGGUCACUUCUUGUACGUCGACUGCGGAAAUACGCUCCAAUAUCGACGCCGUCGCCUUCAAUCACCAAUCUCUGGCGUCAAUGAUGUUUUACUAUGCUCGACAUCAAAUCAAUGCGGCUAAUAGGAACAUCAACAAGCCUGGAUCUUCCGGAGGGUGCUUCGAGAUACCAGACACCGCCUCUCGCUUGCGUCAGUUCGAUCAGCUCUCUUGGAAUUCCACUGGCUUUGGCGCUGCUGUGCAAUUAACAAAAAUCAAGGACAUGUGGAAGAAGAUCUGA